UCUUUCUUUCUCUCGUUUAUAACGACGUAAAAGGUGUGAUUUUUACUGUGAUUUUCAAUCAAUUGUAAUCCGCAUUUCAAUUUGUGCUUUCUGUUUUUUUUUGCUUUUUAUGCUUUCGCGAAAUGUCGUCCAACGCCAAAAAGCAAAGAUUAGGUGGUAAAAAUGAAAUUAUUUCGCACGCCUAUGUCACAUACAUAAGUGACAGCAAAAAAGAAAUUAUUGAGAUUGAUCGAAUUAGACAAUUUGAUUGUGAAAGAAAAGAAGAUUUCCAAGAUACCGGAAAGGCAGUGUAUGAAGUUGAAUGGUUUGACGAAGAGGAGAAGGAAUGGUAUUUGUUUAAUGCUGUGGUGCAUUAUGUUGGCUACAGUGAAGAUGAUGUUGCAAAUCAAGUGGAAGAGGGUAUGGCUUCAAAUCGUCGUUUGAAAAUACCGACUGAAAAGAUGUUGUCUGUCUUAUCUCAAGGCAAAGAGAGUAAUGAACCGAGGAAGAAGGAGGAUAAAAGGGUAAAGUUGCAAGCUGCUGCAAAAAAAUCCACUAAGGAGGAAAUAUUUAAAAAAUAUAAAAGAGAUUUGUUAUUAAAAGGAAGACAAAGACUUACGAGCGACAAUAAUCAAGAUGCCAAAAUCGCGAAAAAAACCAAUGAUCCAAGUGCAAAUGAAAAAGAUAGUGGAAGUGAAGAUGAUUUUGGAAAUGAAGAUGGCACUGGCAGUAAAACUGAUUCUGAAAGGAAUGUUAAUACUGAAAAUAUAGCUGAUACUGGAAGGAAGGCUGAUACUGGAAGGAAGGCUGAUACUGGAAGGAAGGCUGAUACUGGAAGGAAGGCUGAUACUGAAAGUGAAGCUGAUACUGGAAGGAAGGCUGAUAGUGGAAGGAAGGCUGAUACUGGAAGGAAGGCUGAUACUGGAAGGAAGGCUGAUACUGGAAGGAAGGCUGAUACUGGAAGGAAGGCUGAUACUGAAAGUGAAGCUGAUACUGGAAGGAAGGCUGAUACUGGAAGUAAAGAUGAUACUCGAAGAAAAGUUACUACUGGAAGUAAAGAUGAUAACGGAAAUCAAAGUGAUAAUGGAAAUCAAAGUGAUGAUGGAAAUCAAAGUGAUAAUGGAAAUCAAAGUGAUAAUGGAAAUCAAACUGAUAAUGAAAGUCAAAGUGAUCAUGGAAGUGUAGAUGAGGAAGAAACGAUGAGUAAUUCUGAAAGGGAAGAACCUCAGCAACAAGGCACUCCGAGAAAGAAGCAAUUUCGCAUUUACAAUGAAAAGAUUUAUGUAAAUGAAAAAGUCUCAUUUACAAAAGAAGAAUGGGAUAAGAUUGAUUCCGAAAAAAAAGAAACAAUGAUGGUGAGAACAGCGGCCAGGAUUAUUUGGAAAGGAGAUCUUUCUUCCAAAUGCUUGAAUGUCGAUAGAGCUCAACCUCGGAGCGGCGGAAAAACUCGCACUGUGUGCGAACCGAGAAAAUUGGAAGCUAUUCAAGAUAUCAUUAAAAGAAGGUUGGAAUUUAGGGGGAAAGAAACGCACAAAGAUCGCAUAAAAUCAUUCGUCAGAACUAAUAUGACAUCCCUAUUAAACGACAGUAACAAGACGGUGUUAUCAAGCACAGAAAGGAGAGAACUCAUUAAAAUACGAGAUGAAAGACGAGGACUAAACAGGAAUGAGCCAUAAGAGUUUAAAGACUCCAUUUUAAAGUUUACUUAUCUUUUUUAAAAAAUAUUUUUGUUUUUAUUUAUUUGCUGAAAGAAGUUUUAUACGUUUAAAAUGGUCGGUUUCAGGCUUAUUGUGUAACCUGAAAACUAUUCAUUUUCAUGGCAUUAAAAAAUGUAAGCCUGUCAGCACGCAUGCCCUGCGUUUACACGCAUAAGAUAGUUUGAAAAAGAGAAAAUUUAACUGUCUGUAUAAAGCCAAAAUUCAUUUGAUGUUCACCCUUUAUAUUUAAAUGUCAUAAAAGUAUAGCAGACAGACCAGUAAACCUCUGCUAAUGAUGUAUCAGACCUAAUGUUAAACGUACAGAUUUUGUUAAAUAAGCAAACGAUCAGUAUUUACAAGUACCAAAAAAAUUUU
Leptopilina boulardi is the source of this 2051-nucleotide messenger RNA. RefSeq lists its product as uncharacterized. Lineage: Eukaryota; Metazoa; Arthropoda; Insecta; Hymenoptera; Figitidae. Bases 123 to 1655 code for a protein of 510 amino acids. The transcript is spliced from 6 exons. The record is from RefSeq and is a predicted model, not a curated record.